Molecule: messenger RNA, 842 nt
Organism: Synchiropus splendidus (mandarinfish)
Lineage: Eukaryota; Metazoa; Chordata; Actinopteri; Syngnathiformes; Callionymidae
Product: zgc:103586
Exons: 5
Coding region: 37-534 (165 amino acids)
Cellular component (GO): cytosol
Molecular function (GO): cytidine deaminase activity; zinc ion binding
Source: RefSeq, a predicted model, not a curated record
GUGAUCUACGGCAGCAGCAGCGGAAGAAGACAGAAAAUGAAUGACUCAAAGUCUGGUGCGGCUGCUUUCCCUAAGUGUCAAGAGCUUCAGCAAGGGUGUAUUGCUGUCAGCAAUGUCUGUCCAGAGAAGGUGCGGGAAUUGGUUUCUCAGUGCCUGCAGGCACGAGACCGCGCAUACUGCCCCUACAGCCACUUCCCCGUCGGUGCCGCUGUCCUGACAGAAGAUGGUGCUAUAAUAACAGGCUGCAACGUGGAGAACGCUUCCUAUGGACUGACGGUUUGUGCCGAGAGAACUGCGAUUCAGAGAGCGGUGGCUGAGGGACACAGGAAGUUCAAAGCGAUCGCCGUCACCUGCGACAUCAAAGACCGGUUUGUUGGGCCAUGUGGAGCUUGUCGACAAGUGUUGAUGGAGUUUGGAUCCAACUGGACUGUCUACUUGACCAAACCAGGGGGGUCCUUCAGAGAAACUAGCCUCACUGACCUUCUGCCUUUGGCCUUUUCUCCAGAACACCUCAUUAAACAUGACAAAUGUUGACUGUGCCUGAAAGACAAAAUUUAUCUAUUGCCUAUUCGCCUUCAACCAGUAUUAAGUGGAGAAGUUAGUUUGUCUGUACCACAUUAAAAUAAAGACAUCACAGGGCAUGAUGCUAACUGGGAACAAGUGUUGGUCAGUAGUAAUCUAACAAUGAUGUCAUGUUUCCUCUAAAAAUGUUUUUUUUUUUUUUUUAAUUUUAUGAGUAUAUUUCCAAUGACUACACACGUCGACCAGCUGUUGACAAUAAUCACAUCCACAAAAGACAAAACCUCAACCUUCUUUGACCUCAGUUAUUUGCAUUCAGUCUA